Molecule: messenger RNA, 1470 nt
Organism: Lasiosphaeria miniovina
Lineage: Eukaryota; Fungi; Ascomycota; Sordariomycetes; Sordariales; Lasiosphaeriaceae
Exons: 3
Coding region: 172-1374 (400 amino acids)
Cellular component (GO): nucleus
Source: RefSeq, a predicted model, not a curated record
GGAAGUAGGCACUCCCAAAAAGCCCUUUUUGGACCAAUAAUUGGCCACAGGGGCCUGCCCACCACGUGACUCGUUCCUGGUUUUGGUUCUGGGAACGUGCCACGACUCCUCACGUCGCGAAACUCGCGUUCCUCGGUCCUGCUCUGCACGCGACCUUGCCAUUCGCUCACGAUGCCGGUCUUAGACUUCGACCGCAUCGCGGUCAAGCUCUCAUCGCGCUUCGCUCGGCAUGGUCGGAUCAAUCCUUGGCCCUCAAUUGACCAUUCUCUCGACUGCUCUUCUAGAAGUCGAGGAGCCAUCCGGAGAUUUUCGCUGUGCAGGCUGCCCGGUUCUCAAAUAAAAACAGCUCGACACAAGCCGCACUACAUCCGACACCUCAUACACCACUUCCAGCCCCUCGAUGAUUAUGAAGAGAGCAACAUGAAGUUCUGGAUAGAUCAUCCUGACAAGGGCCUUAAAAUGACUGUGGUUCUCCGACACUUGCUCGGAUAUGACAACAUCAAAAAUACGGCGGCAUCACCAAAACCUUCGAUAGCUAAAUUCCUCGGCCAUGAUAUUGGCAAAGGGAUCCCCGAGUCCAAAAUGAGAGACGUGAGAUUCCUCAGUAUCGACGUCGACGGUCUUGAUGGGCAUGGAAGAAUUCCUGGGCAUUUUUCUCUCGGAGUCUCCAUUCUCGAUACUCAAACUUUACAUGCCUUGGCACGUGGCUCCGGUACCGCAAAACCAGAAAGUCGGAUAAUUGAGUCUCAUCAUUUCGUUGUUAGAUGCUGGGAACCCUCUUAUCAGCCCGCCAAGGACAAAUUCUUAUUUGGACUGCCCGAAACAGUCUCCAUACACGAACUCCGGGUGAAAUUGGGAGAAAUGAUUUCACAUCGAGAUGUCGUUGUCCUUUGUCAUAGUUCCAAAACGGAGUCUAAAAUCUUGCGGGACCUCGAAAUCGAUCUUUUUCCGAAGUAUACUUUGGAUACUGCUGAACUCUACAAGAUGCAGGAUGGAACAUCAACCACUCUGGGGAAUUUGCUCGACACGGUUGGUAUGUUGCAUGCAAUUAAAGACCUCCAUGUCGCCGGGAAUGAUGCCAAUUUCACGCUCCGGGCUCUACUGCUGCUUGCAGUCCGUGAUGCGGAAUACCAGUGCCAGUUGGAUGCCGAUUCUGUACUUCCGUAUUGGAUCUCGACAUUUGAGGCCGUAGCCUUAUGGCUAUCCGAAGACGAGAUAAAGCGGGGCAUACGCAAUCGCAGGGAAGAAAGGACUAAGGAGCGGGAGUGGCAGAUGGAGUUGCGACAGCAAUCCCGCUCCCAGGAAGGGCGGUUCGAGCGUGAAGACAAAGGCGGAGCUGACGAAGACGAAGGCGGAGCCGAUGAAGCCGUCUAGGCGGGAGAUUUCGCUGGAGGUGCAGAAAGAGCUCUUGCGGAGGAGAGAGAGCAGGCGGAGGCAGAACAACCGGGAAGCAUGGGUACUGCAGCAGUC